Molecule: messenger RNA, 1213 nt
Organism: Dacryopinax primogenitus
Lineage: Eukaryota; Fungi; Basidiomycota; Dacrymycetes; Dacrymycetales; Dacrymycetaceae
Product: maleylacetate reductase
Exons: 2
Coding region: 96-1181 (361 amino acids)
Cellular component (GO): mitochondrion
Molecular function (GO): maleylacetate reductase activity; metal ion binding; alcohol dehydrogenase (NAD+) activity
Source: RefSeq, a predicted model, not a curated record
ACCAUGUAAUGCUCCCUCCAUCUCUCUCCCUCCUCAAAAGCAGGGCAUCCUCUCUUGCAGCCCGUCAUCGGAGUCUGCCAGCAAGGCGUCUAACGAUGUCCUCGUUCGAAUACAACCAAGCGCCUCUGCGCGUCGUCUUCGGUAGCGGAACGCUCGCGAAAGUGCCCGCGGAACUCCACCGUCUCAAAGUCAGCAAACCGCUGAUCCUCUGUACUCCUGAACAGACAUUCCAAGCCGAGAAGAUUGAGGAGGUCGUCAAGUCUGGGGAGGGCAUCACACCCGCCGGUGUCUUCCCCAAGGCGACGAUGCACACCCCCGGGCAUAUCACCGACGAAGCGCUUGAGUUCCUCAAGUCCUCUGGUGCGGACAGCUUAGUGAGCAUUGGUGGGGGUUCAACGACAGGGCUGGGUAAGGCGCUCGCUGUGCGUACGGGCUUGCCACACCUCAGCGUACCUACAACAUAUGCUGGAAGCGAGAUGACACCUAUCUUGGGAGAGACGGUUGGAGGAGAGAAGAGGACGAGGAGCGAUCCCAAGAUCCUACCUACAGCAGUCAUUUACGAUGUGGAUCUGACAAUGACCUUACCGUCUGGUCUGAGUGCGACGAGCGGUGUGAACGCGAUCGCCCACUCAGUUGAGGGGCUAUAUGCGCAAAACGGCAAUCCAAUCAUGUCCCUAAUGGCACUCGAAGGCAUUCGCUCACUCGCAGCAUCCCUUCCUACUGUCGUCGCAACCCCCUCUGACGUCCAUACUCGUUCCCAAGCCCUGUACGGUGCCUGGUUAUGCGGCGCGGUUCUCGGUAAUGUCGGUAUGGCAUUGCACCACAAACUGUGCCAUACACUUGGGGGGUCUUUCAAUCUCCCCCACGCAGAAACGCACACAAUCGUCCUCCCUCAUGCACUGGCAUACAAUGCCCCCGCCAUUCCGGAGGUGAUGCACAAACUGGCCGACGCCCUUCCUGGCAGUGACGGCGAUGCGAUCCACGGCUUGAACAUACUUCUCACGAAGCUGAAGGUCAAGCGGGGACUGAAAGAGUUUGGCAUGAAGGAGGAGGAUGUCGACAAGGCAGCUGAGAUUGCUACUCGAAACCCGUACUGGAAUCCGAGAGAUAUCGAGAAGGACAAGAUUCGGGAAGUCAUACGGCGGUGCUGGGCAGGUGAGGAGGCUAGGGCAGAUUUGUGAAUACACGUAAUGUACAAACAAGCACGGCAUUC